AUGGUGCUCCGCAAACCUCCCCCACCACGUCUGGAGAACCUCAAUAAGUGGCGUGCUCGAUCGAAUUCCCAACCCUCGUCCUCUUCACCCGUCAACUCCGCAACCCGCGCUCGCCUGAAUCGUGUCCCUUCGCAGGAGUCGGUCUAUUCCCCAGAUCUCAAUACCUCACCAGCCUUCGACUUGAUGCCACUCGAGGAGGCGCAGAGGUCGCCCGUGGGCUCUCCAUCCAGUCACCCGCCGAAUUCCUGGUCGGAGAGCUUGGGCGACCGCCCAGCCACCUCGGGCUCAUACCAGACAGGUCCAGAUCCCAAAGGUGCAUGGGCUUCCUCAGCACCCAUGCAUGGCUCACAGGGCGAUGCCGAAGGUGGCUGGCAGCCAGCACCUGGGGAUAAAGUUACUAUGACGGGGGAAGUACCUGUACAACUACGAUCGAACAACCCUUUUUUGAAGCCGAGAACGUCCGACUCGAGGCAUGAAUACUUGGAACCGCACGAGUGGGAUAAUCGUCAUUCACAUGCCACUACAAGCAGCGAUCCUUUGAGUCAAUCCGAAGGAUAUAUCCCGAUGACAGCCCGUCUAUCUUUGCUUGACUCGUCGGGGAACGAAUCCCCAUGGAAUGAAGCAGAGCAUUCCCAUGCUGAUGCGCAGCAUCAUUACAAUGACAGAUCGCAUGAUGCGUCUCCAUGGGGAUCACAGCAUUCGAUCAAGAUAUCAGCGCCCCAGGAAAUAUAUCUGCAGGGCGGGCAGUCUAACCCUUACGCCCCAGCGGUAGUUGUGCAGCCCUCGGAUCCUCAAGAUCCGCAUGCAUCACAGACGACAUAUAAUGAAGGACGCCUAGGGUCAGAUGCUGGAAUACGGACCCCAUCAGCGAUCUCCAGUGGCACCUCAGCUACGUCACACGAGCUAAUAGAUUUGGAUGGCCCUGAGACUUUCGGGGUUGAGACUGGGUCUCAUCUGCCCGCCUCGUCAAUCUACUCAUCUGGAGCUGAAACGAAAGGCGAAAAGGUGUCUUCUGAUACCCAUUUCCAUCAAGAUAAAUCUUCCAUGCUGCUGCCUCCAGAUGGUAUACGGGAACAAACAUCAUCGGCAUCAAGCACCAGUUUUCCUACUGCAGAUGCGACCAGACAAAUGGAACAAAGAUCCGAGACUUAUUCGAUCCGGCAAAUCAAUUGGACUGACCGAACGGGGCAAUUGCUUCAGUCGCCCAUCUUGGUUCAAAAUCUGAAUGGACCCUGCCCACUCCUCGCUCUAAUAAAUGCCCUCGUGCUUCGUUCGGGUCCCAACAUGCAAAGUCCCAUUGUCAGGGCAUUACGCACGCGUGAGCAAAUCUCGUUAGGCUUACUCAUCGAGGCUUUAUUUGAAGAGUUGACUACUUGUCUGGGCCCCCAUGAGGAGUUUCCGGACAUUGAGGCACUCACCAGAUUUCUCACCAUGUUGCAUACUGGCAUGAACGUCAAUCCUCGACUAAUCUUGGUAAGCAUGGCUUUUCCCAUCCCGUAG
This is a messenger RNA of Penicillium atrosanguineum, 1500 nucleotides long. RefSeq lists its product as uncharacterized. Gene Ontology annotation, biological process: protein K48-linked deubiquitination. The record is from RefSeq and is a predicted model, not a curated record. The transcript has 2 exons. Gene Ontology annotation, molecular function: cysteine-type carboxypeptidase activity; cysteine-type deubiquitinase activity; K48-linked deubiquitinase activity. Lineage: Eukaryota; Fungi; Ascomycota; Eurotiomycetes; Eurotiales; Aspergillaceae. Gene Ontology annotation, cellular component: cell periphery; cytosol. The coding region runs from base 1 to 1500 and encodes 499 amino acids.